AUGCCUCACAUCCCGCUGACACCUCGAGAGGCACGUGGAGUUCAUCGCUUCAAAAGGCUCAAGACGUAUGCCAACUUUCCAGAAGCACCUCAGGAGGAGUCUUCUCUCAGCAAUAGGCUCAAGCCGUAUGCCACCUUUCCAGAAGCACCUCAGGAGGAGGCUUCUCUCAGCAAUAGGCUCAAGACGUAUGCCAACUUUCCAGAAGCACCUCAGGAGGAGUCUUCUCUCAGCAAUAGGCUAAAGACCUAUGCCAACUUUCCAGAAGCACCUCAGGAGGAGGCUUCUCUCAGCAAUAGGCUCAAGACGUAUGCCAACUUUCCAGAAGCACCUCAGGAGGAGGCUUCUCUCAGCAAUAGGCUCAAGACGUAUGCCAACUUUCCAGAAGCACCUCAGGAGGAGGCUUCUCUCAGCAAUAGGCUCAAGACGUAUGCCAACUUUCCAGAAGCACCUCAGGAGGAGGCUUCUCUCAGCAAUAGUCUCAAGACGUAUGCCAACUUUCCAGAAGCACCUCAGGAGGAGGCUUCUCUCAGCAAUAGGCUCAAGACGUAUGCCAACUUUCCAGAAGCACCUCAGGAGGAGUCUUCUCUCAGCAAUAGGCUCAAGACGUAUGCCAACUUUCCAGAAGCACCUCAGGAGGAGGCUUCUCUCAGCAAUAGGCUCAAGACGUAUGCCAACUUUCCAGAAGCACCUCAGGAGGAGGCUUCUCUCAGCAACAGGCUCAAGACGUAUGCCAACUUUCCAGAAGCACCUCAGGAGGAGGCUUCUCUCAGCAAUAGGCUCAAGACGUAUGCCAACUUUCCAGAAGCACCUCAGGAGGAGGCUUCUCUCAGCAAUAGGCUCAAGACGUAUGCCAACUUUCCAGAAGCACCUCAGGAGGAGUCUUCUCUCAGCAAUAGGCUCAAGCCGUAUGCCACCUUUCCAGAAGCACCUCAGGAGGAGGCUUCUCUCAGCAAUAGGCUCAAGACGUAUGCCAACUUUCCAGAAGCACCUCAGGAGGAGGCUUCUCUCAGCAAUAGGCUCAAGACGUAUGCCAACUUUCCAGAAGCACCUCAGGAGGAGUCUUCUCUCAGCAAUAGGCUCAAGACGUAUGCCAACUUUCCAGAAGCACCUCAGGAGGAGUCUUCUCUCAGCAAUAGGCUCAAGACGUAUGCCAACUUUCCAGAAGCACCUCAGGAGGAGGCUUCUCUCAGCAAUAGGCUCAAGACGUAUGCCAACUUUCCAGAAGCACCUCAGGAGGAGGCUUCUCUCAGCAAUAGGCUCAAGACGUAUGCCAACUUUCCAGAAGCACCUCAGGAGGAGUCUUCUCUCAGCAAUAGGCUCAAGACGUAUGCCAACUUUCCAGAAGCACCUCAGGAGGAGGCUUCUCUCAGCAAUAGGCUCAAGCCGUAUGCCAACUUUCCAGAAGCACCUCAGGAGGAGGCUUCUCUCAGCAAUAGGCUCAAGACGUAUGCCAACUUUCCAGAAGCACCUCAGGAGGAGGCUUCUCUCAGCAAUAGGCUCAAGACGUAUGCCACCUUUCCAGAAGCACCUCAGGAGGAGGCUUCUCUCAGCAACAGGCUCAAGACGUAUGCCAACUUUCCAGAAGCACCUCAGGAGGAGGCUUCUCUCAGCAAUAGGCUCAAGACAUAUGCCAACUUUCCUGAAGCACCUCAGGAGGAGGCUUCUCUCAGCAAUAGGCUCAAGACGUAUGCCAACUUUCCAGAAGCACCUCAGGAGGAGGCUUCUCUCAGCAAUAGGCUCAAGACGUAUGCCAACUUUCCAGAAGCACCUCAGGAGGAGGCUUCUCUCAGCAAUAGGCUCAAGACGUAUGCCAACUUUCCAGAAGCACCUCAGGAGGAGGCUUCUCUCAGCAAUAGGCUCAAGACGUAUGCCAACUUUCCAGAAGCACCUCAGGAGGAGGCUUCUCUCAGCAAUAGGCUCAAGACGUAUGCCAACUUUCCAGAAGCACCUCAGGAGGAGGCUUCUCUCAGCAAUAGGCUCAAGACGUAUGCCAACUUUCCAGAAGCACUUCAGGAGGAGGCUUCUCUCAGCAAUAGGCUCAAGAUGUAUGACAACUUUCCAGAAGCACCUCAGGAGGAGGCUUCUCUCAGCAAUCGGCUCAAGACGUAUGCCAACUUUCCAGAAGCACCUCAGGAGGAGGCUUCUCUCAGCAACAGGCUCAAGACGUAUGCCAACUUUCCAGAAGCACCUCAGGAGGAGGCUUCUCUCAGCAAUAGGCUCAAGACAUAUGCCAACUUUCCUGAAGCACCUCAGGAGGAGGCUUCUCUCAGCAAUAGGCUCAAGACGUAUGCCAACUUUCCAGAAGCACCUCAGGAGGAGGCUUCUCUCAGCAAUAGGCUCAAGACGUAUGCCAACUUUCCAGAAGCACCUCAGGAGGAGGCUUCUCUCAGCAAUAGGCUCAAGACGUAUGCCAACUUUCCAGAAGCACCUCAGGAGGAGGCUUCUCUCAGCAAUAGGCUCAAGAUGUAUGCCAACUUUCCAGAAGCACCUCAGGAGGAGGCUUCUCUCAGCAAUCGGCUCAAGACGUAUGCCAACUUUCCAGAAGCACCUCAGGAGGAGGCUUCUCUCAGCAACAGGCUCAAGACGUAUGCCAACUCUCCAGAAGCAACUCAGGAGGAGGCUUCUCUCAGCAAUAGGCUCAAGACGUAUGCCAACUUUCCAGAAGCACCUCAGGAGGAGGCUUCUCUCAGCAAUAGGCUCAAGACGUAUGCCAACUUUCCAGAAGCACCUCAGGAGGAGGCUUCUCUCAGCAAUAGGCUCAAGACGUAUGCCAACUUUCCAGAAGCACCUCAGGAGGAGGCUUCUCUCAGCAAUAGGCUCAAGACGUAUGCCAACUUUCCAGAAGCACCUCAGGAGGAGGCUUCUCUCAGCAAUAGGCUCAAGACGUAUGCCAACUUUCCAGAAGCACCUCAGGAGGAGGCUUCUCUCAGCAAUAGGCUCAAGAUGUAUGCCAACUUUCCAGAAGCACCUCAGGAGGAGGCUUCUCUCAGCAAUCGGCUCAAGACGUAUGCCAACUUUCCAGAAGCACCUCAGGAGGAGGCUUCUCUCAGCAAUAGGCUCAAGACGUAUGCCAACUUUCCAGAAGCACCUCAGGAGGAGGCUUCUCUCAGCAAUAGGCUCAAGACGUAUGCCAACUUUCCAGAAGCACCUCAGGAGGAGGCUUCUCUCAGCAAUAGGCUCAAGACGUAUGCCAACUUUCCAGAAGCACCUCAGGAGGAGGCUUCUCUCAGCAAUAGGCUCAAGACAUAUGCCAACUUUCCUGAAGCACCUCAGGAGGAGGCUUCUCUCAGCAAUAGGCUCAAGACGUAUGCCAACUUUCCAGAAGCACCUCAGGAGGAGGCUUCUCUCAGCAAUAGGCUCAAGACGUAUGCCAACUUUCCAGAAGCACCUCAGGAGGAGGCUUCUCUCAGCAAUAGGCUCAAGACGUAUGCCAACUUUCCAGAAGCACCUCAGGAGGAGGUUUCUCUCAGCAAUAGGCUCAAGACGUAUGCCAACUUUCCAGAAGCACCUCAGGAGGAGGUUUCUCUCAGCAAUAGGCUCAAGACAUAUGCCAACUUUCCUGAAGCACCUCAGGAGGAGGCUUCUCUCAGCAAUAGGCUCAAGACGUAUGCCAACUUCCCAGAAGCACCUCAGGAGGAGGCUUCUCUCAGCAAUAGGCUCAAGACGUAUGCCAACUUUCCAGAAGCACCUCAGGAGGAGGCUUCUCUCAGCAAUAGGCUCAAGACGUAUGCCAACUUUCCAGAAGCACCUCAGGAGGAGGUUUCUCUCAGCAAUAGGCUCAAGACGUAUGCCAACUUUCCAGAAGCACCUCAGGAGGAGGUUUCUCUCAGCAAUAGGCUCAAGACAUAUGCCAACUUUCCUGAAGCACCUCAGGAGGAGGCUUCUCUCAGCAAUAGGCUCAAGACGUAUGCCAACUUUCCAGAAGCACCUCAGGAGGAGGCUUCUCUCAGCAAUAGGCUCAAGACGUAUGCCAACUUUCCAGAAGCACCUCAGGAGGAGGCUUCUCUCAGCAAUAGGCUCAAGACGUAUGCCAACUUUCCAGAAGCACCUCAGGAGGAGGUUUCUCUCAGCAAUAGGCUCAAGACGUAUGCCAACUUUCCAGAAGCACCUAAGGAGGAGGCUUCUCUCAGCAAUAGGCUCAAGACGUAUGCCAAAUUUCCAGAAGCACCUCAGGAGGAGGCUUCUCUCAGCAAUAGGCUCAAGACAUAUGCCAACUUUCCUGAAGCACCUCAGGAGGAGGCUUCUCUCAGCAAUAGGCUCAAGACGUAUGCCAACUUUCCAGAAGCACCUCAGGAGGAGGCUUCUCUCAGCAAUAGGCUCAAGACGUAUGCCAACUUUCCAGAAGCACCUCAGGAGGAGGCUUCUCUCAGCAAUAGGCUCAAGACGUAUGCCAACUUCCCAGAAGCACCUCAGGAGGAGGUUUCUCUCAGCAAUAGGCUCAAGACGUAUGCCAACUUUCCAGAAGCACCUCAGGAGGAGGUUUCUCUCAGCAAUAGGCUCAAGACAUAUGCCAACUUUCCUGAAGCACCUCAGGAGGAGGCUUCUCUCAGCAAUAGGCUCAAGACGUAUGCCAACUUUCCAGAAGCACCUCAGGAGGAGGCUUCUCUCAGCAAUAGGCUCAAGACGUAUGCCAACUUUCCAGAAGCACCUCAGGAGGAGGCUUCUCUCAGCAAUAGGCUCAAGACGUAUGCCAACUUUCCAGAAGCACCUCAGGAGGAGGUUUCUCUCAGCAAUAGGCUCAAGACAUAUGCCAACUUUCCUGAAGCACCUCAGGAGGAGGCUUCUCUCAGCAAUAGGCUCAAGACGUAUGCCAAAUUUCCAGAAGCACCUCAGGAGGAGGCUUCUCUCAGCAAUAGGCUCAAGACGUAUGCCAACUUUCCAGAAGCACCUCAGGAGGAGGCUUCUCUCAGCAAUAGGCUCAAGACAUAUGCCAACUUUCCAGAAGCACCUCAGGAGGAGGCUUCUCUCAGCAAUAGGCUCAAGACGUAUGCCAACUUUCCAGAAGAACCUCAGGAGGAGGCUUCUCUCAGCAAUAGGCUCAAGACGUAUGCCAACUUUCCAGAAGCACCUCAGGAGGAGGCUUCUCUCAGCAAUAGGCUCAAGACGUAUGCCAACUUUCCAGAAGCACCUCAGGAGGAGGCUUCAUUCAGCAAUAGGCUCAAGACGUAUGCCAACUUUCCAGAAGCACCUAAGGAGGAGGCUUCUCUCAGCAAUAGGCUCAAGACGUAUGCCAACUUUCCAGAAGCACCUCAGGAGGAGGCUUCUCUCAGCAAUAGGCUCAAGACAUAUGCCAACUUUCCAGAAGCACCUCAGGAGGAGGCUUCUCUCAGCAAUAGGCUCAAGACGUAUGCCAACUUUCCAGAAGCACCUCAGGAGGAGGCUUCUCUCAGCAAUAGGCUCAAGACGUAUGCCAACUUUCCAGAAGCACCUCAGGAGGAGGCUUCUCUCAGCAAUAGGCUCAAGCCGUAUGCCAACUUUCCAGAAGCACCUCAGGAGGAGGCUUCUCUCAGCAAUAGGCUCAAGCCGUAUGCCAACUUUCCAGAAGCACCUCAGGAGGAGGCUUCUCUCAGCAAUAGGCUCAAGACGUAUGCCAACUUUCCAGAAGCACCUCAGGAGGAGGCUUCUCUCAGCAAUAGGCUCAAGACGUAUGCCAACUUUCCAGAAGCACCUCAGGAGGAGUCUUCUCUCAGCAAUAGGCUCAAGACGUAUGCCACCUUUCCAGAAGCACCUCAGGAGGAGGCUUCUCUCGGCAAUAGGCUCAAGCCGUAUGCCAACUUUCCAGAAGCACCUCAGGAGGAGGCUUCUCUCAGCAAUAGGCUCAAGACGUAUGCCAACUUUCCAGAAGCACCUCAGGAGGAGGCUUCUCUCAGCAAUAGGCUCAAGACGUAUGCCAACUUUCCAGAAGCACCUCAGGAGGAGGCUCCUCUCAGCAAUAGUCUCAAGACGUAUGCCAACUUUCCAGAAGCACCUCAGGAGGAGGAUUCUCUCAGCAAUAGGCUCAAGACGUAUGCCAACUUUCCAGAAGCACCUCAGGAGGAGUCUUCUCUCAGCAAUAGGCUCAAGCCGUAUGCCAACUUUCCAGAAGCACCUCAGGAGGAGGCUUCUCUCAGCAAUAGGCUCAAGACGUAUGCCAACUUUCCAGAAGCACCUCAGGAGGAGGCUUCUCUCAGCAAUAGGCUCAAGCCGUAUGCCAACUUUCCAGAAGCACCUCAGGAGGAGGCUUCUCUCAGCAAUAGGCUCAAGACGUAUGCCACCUUUCCAGAAGCACCUCAGGAGGAGGCUUCUCUCAGCAAUAGGCUCAAGACGUAUGCCAAAUUUCCAGAAGCACCUCAGGAGGAGGCUUCUCUCAGCAAUAGGCUCAAGACGUAUGCCAACUUUCCAGAAGCACCUAAGGAGGAGGCUUCUCUCAGCAAUAGGCUCAAGACGUAUGCCAACUUUCCAGAAGCACCUCAGGAGGAGGCUUCUCUCAGCAAUAGGCUCAAGACGUAUGCCAAAUUUCCAGAAGCACCUCAGGAGGAGGCUUCUCUCAGCAAUAGGCUCAAGACGUAUGCCAACUUUCCAGAAGCACCUCAGGAGCAGGCUUCUCUCAGCAAUAGGCUCAAGACGUAUGCCAACUCUCCAGAAGCAACUCAGGAGGAGGCUUCUCUCAGCAAUAGGCUCAAGACGUAUGCCAAGUUUCCAGAAGCACCUCAGAAGGAGGAUUCUCUCAGCAAUAGGCUCAAGACGUAUGCCAAGUUUCCAGAAGCACCUCAGGAGGAGGCUUCUCUCAGCAAUAGGCUCAAGACGUAUGAAAGCUUUCCAAAAGCACCUCAGGAGGAGGCUUCUCUCAGCAAUAGGCUCAAGACGUAUGCCAACUCUCCAGAAGCAACUCAGAAGGAGGCUUCUCUCAGCAAUAGGCUCAAGACGUAUGAAAAAUUUCCAAAAGCACCUCAGGAGGAGGCUUCUCUCAGCAAUAGGCUCAAGACGUAUGCCAACUUUCCAGAAGCACCUCAGGAUGAGGCUUCUCUCAGCAAUAGGCUCAAGACGUAUGCCAACUCUCCAGAAGCAACUCAGGAGGAGGCUUCUCUCAGCAAUAGGCUCAAGACGUAUGCCAACUUUCCAGAAGCACCUCAGGAUGAGGCUUCUCUCAGCAAUAGGCUCAAGACGUAUGCCAACUUUCCAGAAGCACCUCAGGAUGAGGCUUCUCUCAGCAAUAGGCUCAAGACGUAUGCCAACUCUCCAGAAGCAACUCAGGAGGAGGCUUCUCUCAGCAAUAGGCUCAAGACGUAUGCCAACUUUCCAGAAGCACCUCAGGAUGAGGCUUCUCUCAGCAAUAGGCUCAAGACGUAUGCCAACUCUCCAGAAGCAACUCAGGAGGAGGCUUCUCUCAGCAAUAGGCUCAAGACGUAUGCCAACUUUCCAGAAGCACCUCAGGAUGAGGCUUCUCUCAGCAAUAGGCUCAAGACGUAUGCCAACUCUCCAGAAGCAACUCAGGAGGAGGCUUCUCUCAGCAAUAGGCUCAAGACGUAUGCCAACUUUCCAGAAGCACCUCAGGAUGAGGCUUCUCUCAGCAAUAGGCUCAAGACGUAUGCCAACUCUCCAGAAGCAACUCAGGAGGAGGCUUCUCUCAGCAAUAGGCUCAAGACGUAUGCCAACUUUCCAGAAGCACCUCAGGACGAGGCUUCUCUCAGCAAUAGGCUCAAGACGUAUGCCAAGUUUCCAGAAGCACCUCAGGAGGAGGCUUCUCUGAGCAAUAGGCUCAAGACGUAUGCCAAAUUUCCAGAAGCACCUCAGGAGGAGGCUUCUCUCAGCAAUAGGCUCAAGACGUAUGCCAACUUUCCAGAAGCACCUCAGGACGAGGCUUCUCUCAGCAAUAGGCUCAAGACGUAUGCCAAGUUUCCAGAAGCACCUCAGGAGGAGGCUUCUCUGAGCAAUAGGCUCAAGACGUAUGCCAAAUUUCCAGAAGCACCUCAGGAGGAGGCUUCUCUCAGCAAUAGGCUCAAGACGUAUGCCAACUUUCCAGAAGCACCUAAGGAGGAGGCUUCUCUCAGCAAUAGGCUCAAGACGUAUGCCAACUUUCCAGAAGCACCUCAGGAGGAGGCUUCUCUCAGCAAUAGGCUCAAGACGUAUGCCAAAUUUCCAGAAGCACCUCAGGAGGAGGCUUCUCUCAGCAAUAGGCUCAAGACGUAUGCCAACUUUCCAGAAGCACCUCAGGAGCAGGCUUCUCUCAGCAAUAGGCUCAAGACGUAUGCCAACUUUCCAGAAGCACCUCAGGAGGAGGCUUCUGUCAGCAAUAGGCUCAAGACGUAUGCCAACUCUCCAGAAGCAACUCAGGAGGAGGCUUCUCUCAGCAAUAGGCUCAAGACGUAUGCCAAGUUUCCAGAAGCACCUCAGAAGGAGGAUUCUCUCAGCAAUAGGCUCAAGACGUAUGCCAAGUUUCCAGAAGCACCUCAGGAGGAGGCUUCUCUCAGCAAUAGGCUCAAGACGUAUGAAAGCUUUCCAAAAGCACCUCAGGAGGAGGCUUCUCUCAGCAAUAGGCUCAAGACGUAUGCCAACUCUCCAGAAGCAACUCAGAAGGAGGCUUCUCUCAGCAAUAGGCUCAAGACGUAUGAAAAAUUUCCAAAAGCACCUCAGGAGGAGGCUUCUCUCAGCAAUAGGCUCAAGACGUAUGCCAACUUUCCAGAAGCACCUCAGGAUGAGGCUUCUCUCAGCAAUAGGCUCAAGACGUAUGCCAACUCUCCAGAAGCAACUCAGGAGGAGGCUUCUCUCAGCAAUAGGCUCAAGACGUAUGCCAACUUUCCAGAAGCACCUCAGGAUGAGGCUUCUCUCAGCAAUAGGCUCAAGACGUAUGCCAACUUUCCAGAAGCACCUCAGGAUGAGGCUUCUCUCAGCAAUAGGCUCAAGACGUAUGCCAACUCUCCAGAAGCAACUCAGGAGGAGGCUUCUCUCAGCAAUAGGCUCAAGACGUAUGCCAACUUUCCAGAAGCACCUCAGGAUGAGGCUUCUCUCAGCAAUAGGCUCAAGACGUAUGCCAACUCUCCAGAAGCAACUCAGGAGGAGGCUUCUCUCAGCAAUAGGCUCAAGACGUAUGCCAACUUUCCAGAAGCACCUCAGGAUGAGGCUUCUCUCAGCAAUAGGCUCAAGACGUAUGCCAACUCUCCAGAAGCAACUCAGGAGGAGGCUUCUCUCAGCAAUAGGCUCAAGACGUAUGCCAACUUUCCAGAAGCACCUCAGGAUGAGGCUUCUCUCAGCAAUAGGCUCAAGACGUAUGCCAACUCUCCAGAAGCAACUCAGGAGGAGGCUUCUCUCAGCAAUAGGCUCAAGACGUAUGCCAACUUUCCAGAAGCACCUCAGGACGAGGCUUCUCUCAGCAAUAGGCUCAAGACGUAUGCCAAGUUUCCAGAAGCACCUCAGGAGGAGGCUUCUCUGAGCAAUAGGCUCAAGACGUAUGAAAACUUUCCAAAAGCACCUCAGGAGGAGGCUUCUCUCAGCAAUAGGCUCAAGACGUAUGCCAACUUUCCAGAAGCACCUCAGGACGAGGCUUCUCUCAGCAAUAGGCUCAAGACGUAUGCCAACUCUCCAGAAGCAACUCAGGAGGAGGCUUCUCUCAGCAAUAGGCUCAAGACGUAUGCCAACUUUCCAGAAGCACCUCAGGAGGAGGCUUCUCUCAGCAAUAGGCUCAAGACGUAUGCCAACUCUCCAGAAGCAACUCAGGAGGAGGCUUCUCUCAGCAAUAGGCUCAAGACGUAUGCCAAGUUUCCAGAAGCACCUCAGGAGGAGGCUUCUCUCAGCAAUAGGCUCAAGACGUAUGAAAACUUUGCAAAAGCACCUCAGGAGGAGGCUUCUCUCAGCAAUAGGCUCAAGACGUAUGCCAACUUUUCAGAAGCACCUCAGGAUGAGGCUUCUCUCAGCAAUAGGCUCAAGACGUAUGCCAACUCUCCAGAAGCAACUCAGGAGGAGGCUUCUCUCAGCAAUAGGCUCAAGACGUAUGCCAAGUUUCCAGAAGCACCUCAGGAGGAGGCUUCUCUCAGCAAUAGGCUCAAGACGUAUGAAAACUUUCCAAAAGCACCUCAGGAGGAGGCUUCUCUCAGCAAUAGGCUCAAGACGUAUGCCAACUUUUCAGAAGCACCUCAGGAUGAGGCUUCUCUCAGCAAUAGGCUCAAGACGUAUGCCAACUCUCCAGAAGCAACUCAGGAGGAGGCUUCUCUCAGCAAUAGGCUCAAGACGUAUGCCAAGUUUCCAGAAGCACCUCAGGAGGAGGCUUCUCUCAGCAAUAGGCUCAAGACGUAUGAAAACUUUCCAAAAGCACCUCAGGAGGAGGCUUCUCUCAGCAAUAGGCUCAAGACGUAUGCCAACUUUUCAGAAGCACCUCAGGAUGAGGCUUCUCUCAGCAAUAGGCUCAAGACGUAUGAAAACUUUCCAAAAGCACCUCAGGAGGAGGCUUCUCUCAGCAAUAGGCUCAAGACGUAUGCCAACUUUUCAGAAGCACCUCAGGAUGAGGCUUCUCUCAGCAAUAGGCUCAAGACGUAUGCCAACUCUCCAGAAGCAACUCAGGAGGAGGCUUCUCUCAGCAAUAGGCUCAAGACGUAUGCCAAGUUUCCAGAAGCACCUCAGGAGGAGGCUUCUCUCAGCAAUAGGCUCAAGACGUAUGAAAACUUUCCAAAAGCACCUCAGGAGGAGGCUUCUCUCAGCAAUAGGCUCAAGACGUAUGCCAACUUUUCAGAAGCACCUCAGGAUGAGGCUUCUCUCAGCAAUAGGCUCAAGACGUAUGCCAACUCUCCAGAAGCAACUCAGGAGGAGGCUUCUCUCAGCAAUAGGCUCAAGACGUAUGCCAAGUUUCCAGAAGCACCUCAGGAGGAGGCUUCUCUCAGCAAUAGGCUCAAGACGUAUGAAAACUUUCCAAAAGCACCUCAGGAGGAGGCUUCUCUCAGCAAUAGGCUCAAGACGUAUGCCAACUUUUCAGAAGCACCUCAGGAUGAGGCUUCUCUCAGCAAUAGGCUCAAGACGUAUGAAAACUUUCCAAAAGCACCUCAGGAGGAGGCUUCUCUCAGCAAUAGGCUCAAGACGUAUGCCAACUUUUCAGAAGCACCUCAGGAUGAGGCUUCUCUCAGCAAUAGGCUCAAGACGUAUGCCAACUCUCCAGAAGCAACUCAGGAGGAGGCUUCUCUCAGCAAUAGGCUCAAGACGUAUGCCAAGUUUCCAGAAGCACCUCAGGAGGAGGCUUCUCUCAGCAAUAGGCUCAAGACGUAUGCCAACUUUCCAGAAGCACCUCAGGAUGAGGCUUCUCUCAGCAAUAGGCUCAAGACGUAUGCCAAGUUUCCAGAAGCACCUCAGGAGGAGGCUUCUCUCAGCAAUAGGCUCAAGACGUAUGAAAACUUUCCAAAAGCACCUCAGGAGGAGGCUUCUCUCAGUAAUAGGCUCAAGACGUAUGAAAACUUUCCAAAAGCACCUCAGGAUGAGGCUUCUCUCAGCAAUAGGCUCAAGACGUAUGCCAACUUUCCAGAAGCACCUCAGGAUGAGGCUUCUCUCAGCAAUAGGCUCAAGACGUAUGCCAAGUUUCCAGAAGCACCUCAGGAGGAGGCUUCCCUCAGCAAUAGGCUCAAGACGUAUGAAAACUUUCCAAAAGCACCUCAGGAGGAGGCUUCUCUCAGUAAUAGGCUCAAGACGUAUGAAAACUUUCCAAAAGCACCUCAGGAUGAGGCUUCUCUCAGCAAUAGGCUCAAGACGUAUGCCAACUUUCCAGAAGCACCUCAGGAUGAGGCUUCUCUCAGCAAUAGGCUCAAGACGUAUGCCAAGUUUCCAGAAGCACCUCAGGAGGAGGCUUCCCUCAGCAAUAGGCUCAAGACGUAUGAAAACUUUCCAAAAGCACCUCAGGAGGAGGCUUCUCUCAGCAAUAGGCUCAAGACGUAUGCCAACUUUCCAGAAGCACCUCAGGAUGAGGCUUCUCUCAGCAAUAGGCUCAAGACGUAUGCCAACUCUCCAGAAGCACCUCAGGAGGAGGCUUCUCUCAGCAAUAGGCUCAAGACGUAUGCCAAGUUUCCAGAAGCACCUCAGGAGGAGGCUUCUCUCAGCAAUAGGCUCAAGACGUAUGAAAACUUUCCAAAAGCACCUCAGGAGGAGGCUUCUCUCAGCAAUAGGCUCAAGACGUAUGCCAACUCUCCAGAAGCACCUCAGGAGGAGGCUUCUCUCAGCAAUAGGCUCAAGACGUAUGCCAAGUUUCCAGAAGCACCUCAGGAGGAGGCUUCUCUCAGCAAUAGGCUCAAGACGUAUGAAAACUUUCCAAAAGCACCUCAGGAGGAGGCUUCUCUCAGCAAUAGGCUCAAGACGUAUGCCAACUUUCCAGAAGCACCUCAGGAGGAGGCUUCUCUCAGCAAUAGGCUCAAGACGUACGCCAACUUUCCAGAAGCACCUCAGGAGGAGGCUUCUUUCAGCAAUAGGCUCAAGACGUAUGCCAACUUUCCAGAAGCACCUCAGGAGGAGGCUUCUAUCAGCAAUAGGCUCAAGACGUAUGCCAACUUUCCUGAAGCACCUCAGGAGGAGGCUUCUCUCAGCAAUAGGCUCAAGACGUAUGCCAAGUUUCCAGAAGCACCUCAGGAGGAGGCUUCUCUCAGCAAUAGGCUCAAGACGUACGCCAACUUUCCAGAAGCACCUCAGGAGGAGGCUUCUUUCAGCAAUAGGCUCAAGACGUAUGCCAACUCUCCAGAAGCAACUCAGGAGGAGGCUUCUCUCAGCAAUAGGCUCAAGACGUAUGCCAAGUUUCCAGAAGCACCUCAGGAGGAGGCUUCUCUCAGCAAUAGGCUCAAGACGUAUGAAAACUUUCCAAAAGCACCUCAGGAGGAGGCUUCUCUCAGCAAUAGGCUCAAGACGUAUGCCAACUUUUCAGAAGCACCUCAGGAUGAGGCUUCUCUCAGCAAUAGGCUCAAGACGUAUGAAAACUUUCCAAAAGCACCUCAGGAGGAGGCUUCUCUCAGCAAUAGGCUCAAGACGUAUGCCAACUUUUCAGAAGCACCUCAGGAUGAGGCUUCUCUCAGCAAUAGGCAACUCCAGAGAUGCCCCGAGAACACUGUCCCAAGUAUAGAGGAACUCCAACUUCAGCACAGCAACUCGAGGAAUGUGAGUGAACCCCAAAUCGACUCGAGAUGA
This is a messenger RNA of Rangifer tarandus platyrhynchus (Svalbard reindeer), 13122 nucleotides long. The record is from the annotation of a GenBank genome assembly. NCBI's taxonomy places the organism in Eukaryota, Metazoa, Chordata, Mammalia, Artiodactyla, Cervidae.